AUGAACAAAGAAACAACGACGAUGAUUGGCAACUUUAAACUCCCACCAAGAUGGCAUUAUGAAGGCAGAGAUGGAGCAUGUUGUGACAACAGCUGUGAUAAACAAGAGAUUGACAAUGAAAUGAAAGGUCCCAAUGAUAUCAGCAACUGGGUCCUCAAAGGCAAGAUCAUGACUGGCGAGUACCCAGCCAAAGACAAUCAAGAUGAUCACCAAAAACUUCUCAGCUCUUUACUCGAUGCUAACAUCACUCUGUUUGUAUGUUUACAGCUUGAAACUGAGCUGGAAAACUUCAAGCCUUACAAGCAGGACCUGAUUGAUAUGGCCAAUGAGAGGAAUCUUAAGAUUGAGUUCUUGCACUUCCCCAUCGAGGACGGCGGUGUCGCCGCAAGCAUCGAGGAGCUGGCCGACUUUAUCGAUCUGUUGCUGAACAAGCUGAAAGACCACAACGUCUAUCUGCACUGCUGGGCCGGACGAGGCCGCACUGGAAUCAUUGCUGCCUGUCUCCUCGGCAGACUGUACCAGAUCUCUGGCUUGGAGGCAUGUCGGAGGAUUCAAGAGUGCUACGAGCAGAGAGUUAUCGGCUUUGGCGAGUCUCCAGAGUACCAUCCACAGAAGAUGCAAGUGAUCAACUAUCUAAAGUAUAUAAAGCAGAGAGAUGAGCAGCAGCAGAAACAGCAGCUGAGGCAUUGGCGCCAAUCAAUCCAUUGA
This is a messenger RNA of Acytostelium subglobosum LB1, 708 nucleotides long. RefSeq lists its product as hypothetical. Gene Ontology annotation, molecular function: phosphatase activity. Gene Ontology annotation, biological process: dephosphorylation. Bases 1 to 708 code for a protein of 235 amino acids. The transcript has 3 exons. The record is from RefSeq and is a predicted model, not a curated record. Lineage: Eukaryota; Evosea; Eumycetozoa; Acytosteliales; Acytosteliaceae.